CUUGCGGUGCAGGGAAGGUUGGACACCUGCUUCAAACUGCGGUGUAGUCACGGAGACAAAACAGUAGCACUCCACGAGUGGAAUUUGGGUUUGUUGACACGUUGUGGACGAGGAACACUCGACGACUAAAGCUCCGCUCAUCGCAAAAGGGAUGCGGAAACAUGCCAAUGUAUUGGAGUCAUGUGCAAUUUUUCUUUCAUGACACAGUCUGUGUUGAAGAGGCUGUUUGUUUUUUUAGCGCCUAGCCGCCUAGCUGUGGUCGUCUUUGACUUCUACCUUUUGGCUGAGGUUUGGCAGUGGAGAGCGCUUUUAAUUUCCAAUCACUAGUCACUAGUCACUUGUCAGUUGAAGCCAUGGGGCUGUUCAGGGCUUUGGCGGUCUUUCUGUCACUUUGUUGGGCCUCACUUUGCAAGAGUGAGGAUCGAGAGAGUGGGUCUCGUGAAUGGUGCCCGUGCUUGGAAGGGCACGACAAUUUCACGAAAAAGAACCUUGUUCACAAUGGGACGCCUCAUGACGAUUUUGGCAUCGGAUGUCACAAUCACACAACAGAUGCCUCCUUUGCCAUGCACAUUCACAACCACUCCAGUGGGGCGCAGCUCGGGUGUGUCACACACCGGGAAUCUUGGUGCAAAUCGAAGUGGUGCUAUGUUGACCCAAGCACGUGCCGUCUGGAUUGGGAAUGGGGUGUUGUGGGGCCAUAUUCCUAUGCAACUUGUGGCAACGUGAAAGCUGGAAGUGCAGACUACCUUGUCAAGUCCAUGGCUGCAUUUCUGGCCGAUGAUCACCUAAGGGUCUUCGACCUAACGAAUACUGGGCGGGGCUACAUAGGAGGUCGGAUGGCAGCCUUUUGGAGCAACUCCCUGAAAAUGCUGGAGAAAGCCAGCGUGAGGAUCAAGCAUACGCCGAUCCCGAAGAGCAGUGGGAUUGAUUCCAAUUUCUCCGAGAUCAUCGAGGCCUUCGAGAAGCACAAGAACUUGUAUCCUGCGGUAUGGUCAGAUCGGACUUCCAGCAACUUUGAUCUGUGCGCCUUUGCAACAGCAAUGGGCUAUGUGGACUUGUGCACUGGGAAGUUUGUAUUGACACAUGAGAGACAAGAAAUGACCUUUGUCAUUGAGCUUGCCGCAGCUCCGGUGUUCAUAGUGUCAAAAAGUCGGUGUGGUGCUUUCUGUGCCAGCAAUGACCUGCACUCUUAUCAGGGGUGGGUUUGGUGGACUUUGGUCUUUCGUCCGUUGGCUUGGGCUUUGUUCGCGGGGGUGGUGCUCAGCUUCAUUGUCGCUAUGCGUAUCCUUCACAAGUUGGAGAUGAAGAAUGAAUCCCAGCAAAGUGCAACGGAGCAUGUUUACACAGGGUAUCAAAGGGUGGUCAAUGAACUUCUUGAUUGCAUCCUUGGCACCUUCGAAGCAUUUGUCUUCAAGGAGAAAGUCACCCACUCCAGGGUCUUGACGGAGACAAGACCAAUCUCUCGUCCAUCCUACAUGUUGCGUUUGGGCCUCGCCUUCUUUCUUUUGCUGUUUACCACAAUCUACGGUUCCGCGUUGGUGGCGCAGAUGAUUUCACCAAAAGUGACAGGUGAGAUUGAAAGUCUAGAGGCUGCAAAGAAUUAUCCAGAACAUGUUGACUUGUGUGUGCACGAAGUCUACAAAGAAUCUGUGAAGCUCUACGCUCAUGACAAUAUCUCGCCAAUUUAUAAAACUGAUUGGGAACAUGUUGUGGGGAAUUUGACCAACGGCACAUGUGAUGCUGCACUUCUUGAGGAAGAAAUCUGGAAUGCGUUUCGAGGUCGCAGAAAGCUUUGUGACUACUACCAAGGACCAGUACAUGAGUUUUACAUGCCUACCGGAGCUGUCGUUUCCAGACGAGCUUAUCGGACCCUUGAAACAUUCCGAUUCAGUUCUUCAAAAGCUUCAGCUAUCCAGGCUAUCCUUGACAAUCCGCCAGAUCAAGAUCGCUGCCCUAUAGUUUCUCGCAGCGAGAGCGGUUUGCCAGUGGAAGUGUUGGCCGCCCCUUGUGUGGUGGCACUAUUUUUUUGUCUCGGGAGCUUUCUUCACCAUUGCAUUGGGGGAGGACAACCCAACCCCAACGAGGAGACCCUGGAACAGAAGAUGCAACGUGGCUUGAGGCGGGCCUUGCAUGACCGUCUUGGUGGAGGACAACCCAACCCCAACAAGGAGACCCUGGAACAGAAGAUGGAACGUGGCUUGAGGCGGGCCUUGCAUGACCGUCUUGGUCCACCGCAAUGGAAGGAUCUUUAAAGAUUUUCCAUUCUCCAAUUUUCCAGCCGAUGCCGAUCAAGUAGACUUGAUGUUGAGUCUGAAUCCAGCACCAUCCAGCUUCGGAGAAUUCACCACCAUAGUGGCCUCCACCGGCAGGCUGCCUUCCCUCCGUCAGAUUUUGAACACUUCAGCUGACUCCAGUGAUCGUUGUACAGAUUGUAAAGGUAUUUGCCAAUGUGAUGCAUCCCUAGAUGUUUUUAAACUUUGCUGCAUACUGCAUAGAUGGCUUGAUCCUGUGCGGCAGCCCAUCCCAGGCCGCUGACUGUACACUCAAAGCCGUUGGAAGGAGUUGAUGCUCUUCGCUCUCCAUUUGCUGGCCAGCGGAA
Messenger RNA from Durusdinium trenchii, 2599 nucleotides. The record is from the annotation of a GenBank genome assembly. Lineage: Eukaryota; Dinophyceae; Suessiales; Symbiodiniaceae.